AGACGCCCCGUGGCCGGGGGGGGGGGGGGCAACUCGGAAAUUCCGACGGGCGAGCUGAGAGUUUGAACGCCGCAUCAGCUGUCGCUGUGCAGUUGAGGCGUUUUUUUUCUCUCCCUUUUCUUCCCCUCACUGUGCAAUCGACCGCUAGACAUGGAUGUGUUCCUAAUGAUCCGGCGUCACAAGACGACCAUCUUCACCGACGCCAAAGAGUCCACCUCGGUAUACGAGCUGAAGCGUAUUGUGGAAGGCAUCCUCAAGCGGCCACCAGAGGACCAAAGGCUCUACAAGGAUGACACGGAGCUGGACGACACUCAGACGCUCGGAAACUGUGGCUUCACCAACCAGACGGCGCGGCCUCAGUCCCCCGGCACAGUGGGCUUAGCUUUCCGGCUCGGCGAUGAUUCAUUUGAGCAGCUGAGGAUGGAGCCCUUCUCCACCCCCCCUGAGCUCCCGGACGUCAUGAAGCCGCAGGACUCUGGCAGCACAGCCAAUGAGCAAACCGUUCAGUGAGGGAGGGGGGCACGCAGGAAAUCCACAGGCGGGGGUGAGGGGGGGGGGGGGGGGAUUUGGGGAAGUGGACGGACGACAAGAUCUUCAACUGGACAGAAGCAAAAAGAUUGGCUUGUUGUAUGAGCGAGCGAGCGAGCGGUGCGUUUGUGUGCAUGCUAGAAAACGUUGUCACAGCCCCGACUGGUCGCAACACUGCUCAACUCCAAGCAAGCAAGCAAGCACCGUACCUCCUAUUUAAUGAUUCUUUCUGUCUGUCUGUCUGUCUGUCUGUCGGAGCUGUCGUUAAGCUGCCUUACUUCACUGUGAGCGUGUGCUUUGUUUAUUUCUCGGCUUACUUUAGUGGCUUCAAUGACAGCGUCGAGCAGGAGAGACCUUUUUACGCUUUUAUGUUUGUAGCCCAUUUAAUCAGCAGGCUGGAGAUAUUUAGACUAAAGAAAUGUACGCUUGUUGCCCCCACCCCCACCCCGUUUGAGCCCCAUUGUUUACCCCACAAUCUUAACAGAUCAAAUUUAGUUUUUGUUGUGUUUUUUUGCUUGUAUACUAUUUAUACAUUCAUGCUGAUUUUUUUUCCUCGUGUUAAAACAAAGAAAUAAACACUUGAAAAGUAAA
This is a messenger RNA of Syngnathus typhle (broad-nosed pipefish), 1119 nucleotides long. Its product is annotated as elongin-B-like. Gene Ontology annotation, biological process: transcription elongation by RNA polymerase II. The record is from RefSeq and is a predicted model, not a curated record. Gene Ontology annotation, molecular function: protein binding. Gene Ontology annotation, cellular component: VCB complex; elongin complex. Lineage: Eukaryota; Metazoa; Chordata; Actinopteri; Syngnathiformes; Syngnathidae. Bases 151 to 510 code for a protein of 119 amino acids. The transcript has 4 exons.